AUGCCGGCAACUCUCCGCGAGCAGCGGCAGCGCUGCCGCUGCUCGCGGAGAGGUCCGCGAAGCCUGGGCGCGCUGAUCUCAGCGCGCCCAGGCCUCGGCAUGCCGGCAGCUCUCCGCGAGCAGCGGCAGCGCUGCCGCUGCUCGCGGAGAGGUCCGCGAAGCCUGGGCGCGCUGAUCUCAGCGCGCCCAGGCUCGGCAUGCCGGCAGCUCUCCGCGAGCAGCGGCAGCGCUGCCGCUGCUCGCGGAGAGGUCCGCGAAGCCUGGGCGCGCUGA
This is a messenger RNA of Podarcis lilfordi (Lilford's wall lizard), 273 nucleotides long. NCBI's taxonomy places the organism in Eukaryota, Metazoa, Chordata, Lepidosauria, Squamata, Lacertidae. The record is from the annotation of a GenBank genome assembly.